ACACACUGCCAGCGACUUUAUCGCUGCAGGUCGCCAGUGGCUGGCGGUGAAGUCGCUAGUGGGUGUUCCCACUACUGGUUGCCUAGUAACGUUUAUAAAUGACAUUCACGGAUGUCAUUCCAUUGCUGUUGACAGCGAAUCUCUUUUCUUGCCACUAAAAACAAACAUUUUGUAGGGAAAAGACUAAAUAUAAAUGGAAUCAGUACAUAAAAUGCUUUAUAUCAAAGAUGAAUGAGAAACAAGGCGUGCUGUUUGCCAGAGCGGCUGUUUAUCUGCGGCGAAAAUGCAAAUGUCGGUCUGUAUGGGUCCAUAAAAUCCCCGCGAUCUCAGAUACACCUUUCCACGCAGUAUUUUUCUUUAAAAUGUCCUUGUACGUGGGAAGAGACAUAUCAUAGAGCACUGGAACAUUUCUAACAGCAAGAAUUAGCCUUUCAUCCAUCUUUCCGUUACUGCAGGAGCUGAGAGAAGGAGAGAAGGAUCACGUGAGCUCUCCCGUCGUCUCUCCUAUUGGCUGUCGCUUCCGUUAGUCGCUCCAAAGUUGAACUUUUCUCAACUUUGUCGCGUCGCUGGACACGCCCACAUCUAGCGCCAACGGUCGCGACAGCUCGUAUCGCCGGAAGUCGCUGUGCUCGCAUUGAAAAUGAAUGGUAUUGAGUCGCUGUCGCGCGCGAUGUCGCUGGCAGUGUGUACGUACCUUAAGAGCUGAUUGAAUGUCUCGGCUGAUAAUAUGAAGGGUAAGGCAGCCGUGCUGUAAUACAACAGUUAUCCAGCACGUGACAGUAAGAGGCGCGUCGCUUUAAGAUCCGAACGGCACAGGAAUUGAGUUCAUAAGCCGGAGACGAAAGACACGAAAAACAAUAACAAAUGUUGAAUUCUUCAUUUAAUCGGGAUUUCUGAGCCGAUUUCUCAUCUGAACGAGUCCGUCUGUGGAGCCGCAUUGGACAAUUGUGUGAUUUUAUAGCCUGUAAAAUGGCUGUUGUUUUUGUUCCCAAGCGACAGCGCGGAAAAGCGCAAAUCAACCAAGUGACAAUUCAGAGACUUCUUGAUGAAAAUGAUCAACUGGUGCGAUGCAUCACAGAAUAUCUACAGAAGGGUCGAGCCACAGAAUGUGUGCAAUACCAACAGAUUCGCCAGCGGAACAUUGUGUACUUGGGAACGAUAGCUGAUGCCAGCACAGAAAACCUGCCUGAUAAGACUGAGUUCUGCUGCUGUAGAGAAUACAGGUCCAUUGAUUUGUUUUUCUGUUCAGAAGAAUAUUGGUAAAACAGUAAUUAUGGGCCAAUACAAAAUAAUUGUUCCUUUCAUUUCUGCAUGUUGCAGGUCCUUACAUAAUUUCUCCUUGUGAAAAUAAAAUCACAUUGGCUGCAACCAAAGACACUUCAGAUGUUACGGAUCGCAGCAAUUAAUGUUCACUUCUGUCCCAACUUUGUGUAUUAUAAUAUACAUAAUUAAAUUUGUAUUUAAAUGCUGUGUAUAAUAAAUGUAUAAAGAGAAACUCUUUAGAAACUGUAUGUAUAUAACCAGGCCCUCAAAAACAUCCAUCAGUCACAAUGUACUUAA
This is a messenger RNA of Xyrauchen texanus (razorback sucker), 1560 nucleotides long. RefSeq names its product SS18-like protein 2. The transcript is spliced from 3 exons. NCBI's taxonomy places the organism in Eukaryota, Metazoa, Chordata, Actinopteri, Cypriniformes, Catostomidae. The record is from RefSeq and is a predicted model, not a curated record. The coding region runs from base 970 to 1263 and encodes 97 amino acids.